Anopheles coluzzii is the source of this 3091-nucleotide messenger RNA. RefSeq names its product probable hydroxyacid-oxoacid transhydrogenase, mitochondrial (gene T3dh). Lineage: Eukaryota; Metazoa; Arthropoda; Insecta; Diptera; Culicidae. Gene Ontology annotation, cellular component: mitochondrion. Gene Ontology annotation, molecular function: metal ion binding; alcohol dehydrogenase (NAD+) activity. The coding region runs from base 707 to 2101 and encodes 464 amino acids. The transcript has 4 exons. The record is from RefSeq and is a predicted model, not a curated record.
AUAGCAAACGUAGGCAAGAAGAGACCCUAAAUUUGUUUGAAAAAUGCACAUUUGCGACAAAUUUCUCUUCAUGAGAUUCCGGAUGUUUCAUGUUUUGACGUUUAAGUGUUCGUUAACUGAGAGUCACUCCAGUUAGCGAACCUCCAGUUAAAAAGCACUCCAGUUAAAACACAUCCAGUUAGCGGUCACCUACUGUAUAUAUUUUUACCAUAUGUAUGCUAUCAUCUGCAGUAGUGAGAUCUUUGAAUCAGAGUUAUGAGUGAGCUUUACAUUUUGAAAACUUCUCCAAAAUCUAACCCAUGGUGAAGAUCUGAUCAAGGGUUUAUUUGAAUUACGGAUACCACUUUUUACGGUGCAGUUCAUCUUCCUCUUCGUAAGUGGAAUGGAUGGUGCCGAAAUUCUAAUCACAAGGCAUUUAUUCGCUAUCACCUACCAUAAUAAUAAUUUGAAGAAUUUCAUUUUCGAGUGUUACAACUCCAUUUUUAACCAGCUUACGUUUAUGCAGCGCAUGCAGCAUAAAGAGAGACCACCGCCUAAGCUCGUUCGGCAUUUCGUUUGAUAGACCACGUUGAACGAUCUCACACCUACAAGCAAACACUCCGUUCUCUUCCCCAAACAGCACAGCUGUGUUAUGUUGUUAUUGCUCGCGAGAGGCUUGCGAAGCGCGGAUCCAUUUUAAUCUUGAUUUGAUAGCGCAGCAAGUAGUAUGUGGAACCGUGGUCGAAUUGUGAGCCUAAUGCGAACCGUGUCCAGUGGCAGCUGCAGCUGCCCAGCACAUUCGCGACCGGUCGCAAUCAGUCAGCAGACCUCAUGUUCCGCGGAAAAAGAUACCGCGUUCGAGAUGUCAUCCUCAACGAUACGGUACGGGCCAGGAGUGACCCGCGAGCUGGGCCAUGAUUUGCAAAACCUGGGCGCAAAGAGCGUCUGCGUGGUGAGCGACCGGAAUGUGCUACAGCUGCCCUCGGUAAAGGUGGGACUCGAUGCGAUCGUCCGUGCCGGCAUCGAGCCGGUACUGUUCGACGCGGUGCGGGUCGAGCCGACGAACGAAAGCCUGCAGACGGCGAUCGACUUUGCCCGGUCACACCGGUUCGAUGCGUUCGUAGCGAUCGGUGGCGGUUCCGCGAUCGAUACCUGCAAGGUAGCGAACCUGUACAGUGCCGACCGGGAGGCGGAAUUCCUCGACUACGUAAACGCCCCGAUCGGGCGGGCGAAGGAGGUAACGGUCCCGCUGAAGCCGCUGAUUGCCGUUCCAACGACGGCCGGAACCGGUUCGGAAACGACCGGUGUAGCAAUCUUCGACCACAAACCGCUGCACGCCAAGACGGGUAUUUCCAGCAAAGCAUUGCGGCCCAUCCUCGGCCUGGUCGAUCCGCUCCACACUCUGUCCCAGCCGGAAAAGGUGGCCGCCUACUGUGGGUUCGACGUGUUCUGUCACGCGCUGGAAAGUUUCACCGCCAUACCGUACACGGAGCGGGGUCCGGCACCGGCCAACCCGAAGCUACGGCCACCGUACCAGGGCAGCAAUCCGAUUUCGGACGUUUGGGCACGGUUCGCGCUGCAAACGAUUAGCCGGCACUUUCGGCGGGCGGUGUACGCGCCGGACGAUCUGGAGGCACGGUCGCAGAUGCAUCUCGCGUCGACGAUGGCGGGCGUCGGGUUUGGCAAUGCGGGUGUGCAUCUGUGCCACGGGCUGUCCUACCCGAUCGCGGGUCUGGUGAAGCAGUUCAUCCCGGACGGGUACACCGGGGGUCACCCGAUCAUUCCACACGGGCUGUCGGUUGUGAUGACGGCACCGGCAGUGUUUCGCUUUACGGGGGCUAGUUGCCCUGAAAGGCAUCUGGAGGCGGCCGGCAUCUUGGGAGCGGAUGUAGCGAAGAGCCACAGAAAGGAUGCCGGGGCCAUUCUGGCGGACACCGUGCGACGGUACAUGCACGACCUAAAGAUUGAAAAUGGCCUAUCGGCGCUCGGCUUCAAUUACUCCGACAUACCGGCACUGGUCAAAGGGACGCUGCCGCAGGAACGCAUCACAAAGCUAGCACCGCGCGCCCAGUCGGAGGAAGAUCUGGCCGGUCUGUUCGAACAGUCGCUCACCGUGUACUAGGAGAAGUCGGGAAUCUUCGCGCCGGGUGUCACGAGUUCAUAUUUCCUUGCUCCCCCCCUCCUACAUGAUUCACAUGCGUGCAGCCGUUUGAUGCAGGGUACCGUUUCACCUCGUUUCAAGACCCGUUUCAUGAAUGAUUUUUGCGGCACGCGUUUGCUUGCGUGCGGCGCACAGGGGGGGUGCUAAAAUGUUUACGUGAAAAAAAGUACUCACGCGUCAUACUUGUUGGAUCAGCAUUCACUUAGCGGGUAAUGAUGAUACGUACGAGCGCGCGCUCACACACAGCUAAUGAUCGCUCAUCAUCCCGUUUUUCAUUGCCUGCGGGCGGCUGUGUGUUUUGUUUACUUAAGGAUGCGGCCGAACGAACGGACCUGAGGUGGAGAAGAUUUACUCGCACGCUGGUUAAUUUUACCGAAUUUUACCCUCCCCACGCAGUAUGGUGAUCGCACAACAUCACCAUAUGUAUUUAACUCUCGGGCCAGGUAAGGCACGCAGGUACCGCCGUUGUCCGUCCGUGGCAUCGACAAGUUUCAGCAUUACUGAACCCGUUUUGAGACACAGGCACGGAAAAGGUUACAUUAGGACAGGCCGAAGAACGGUCUAAACAUCGAUUGCAUGCCAAACGGGUACAGCAGGGUGGUAGGUUAUCGGUACGGGGUACACAUAAGCAGCAGAACAGAACCUACUUACAAGCGUAUUGGAUUUUAUGGGCAAGACAAUGUAAGGGCGUCCAUUUUUCAGGCGAUCGCGCAAUAUCUUAGAAUAUCUAAAGGCAACAUUUUUACAAUUUUGUUUCCAUUCCAACGUCGAACGUGCUUCUUCGAUCGUGUAGCAGUGCUAGGAAGAACGAAUCUGUAUGGGACUAACUGGCGCUUUUCCCGUCAACAAAAUACUUUGCUCAACAAAGCACAGCUGUGUGACACCAUUAGGACACAUUUUGUUUAAUAAAUACCAAACCUUUCACAGGAACAGUCUAUAUAAUGGUCAGAA